Molecule: messenger RNA, 1291 nt
Organism: Panicum hallii
Lineage: Eukaryota; Viridiplantae; Streptophyta; Magnoliopsida; Poales; Poaceae
Product: protein-tyrosine-phosphatase IBR5-like
Exons: 5
Coding region: 241-1050 (269 amino acids)
Biological process (GO): abscisic acid-activated signaling pathway; auxin-activated signaling pathway; protein dephosphorylation
Cellular component (GO): nucleus
Molecular function (GO): protein tyrosine/serine/threonine phosphatase activity; MAP kinase phosphatase activity
Source: RefSeq, a predicted model, not a curated record
CCUGCCUGAUCCGUGGGCUCGCCGCGACGGAACAACGAACUCAAAAACCCCAAUCUCCCGUCGAGCCGGUCCAAAUCCAAACCCCGAACCCCCCGAAAAAUCCGGGAAUACAUCUCGAAUCGCCUUCCCUGCUCUGCCUGUUCCUCCGACUCCAAUCACCCGCGCGAUCCCUCGGCCUGCGAUCUCCCGCGGGGAUCGAGCAGCGCCGCGGCGGCGGGAAGAGGAAGGAAGGGGACGGAGAUGAGGAAGCGGGAGCGGGAGAACCCGUGCGGGAUCUGCGGGCACUACCACAAGUUCGAGGAGGGUGAGGUCUGCGGGGUGUGCGGCCACCGCUGGAAGCCGUCGGACGGGGAGGGCACCCCGGCGAGGCACGAGUCCGCCUUCCCCACCGAGGUGCUCAAGGACUUCCUCUUCCUCGGGAGCUACGACAACGCCUCCCGCUCCGAGGUCCUCAAGACGCUCGGCAUCUCCCGCAUCCUCAAUACUGUGCCUGAUUGCUACAAUCUGUACCAGAAUUCAUUCACAUAUCACAGUCUACAGCGUGACAGGCCUUUGGAUUUUGAUGGGGCAAUCCAGUUUCUAGAACAAUGUGAAAGAGAUAAAUCACGUGUUCUUGUUCAUUGCAUGUCUGGAAAAAACAGGUCAGCAGCUAUUGUUGCAGCCUUCUUGAUGAACUCUAGAGCAUGGAGACUUGCUCAGUCUUUACAGUGGGUGAAAGACCGUCGGCCUCAGGUUCAACUGACAGAUGCUUCUCGGAACGAGCUUCUGGAGUACGAGCAGAAGCUUUUUGGGCUCAGUGCGGAACCCGUGAUUCCCACUGAAUCAUUUGCUUCUCUUGGAUUUGGUUACACAAAACCAGCAGAUGACACCCAAGCACCUGCGUUCAACCAAAUGACCGCGCCAUCCAUAUUCCAGCGAGUCGGCCCGAAUGACAUUCCUGCCAACUUCGCUUUUGGAGCUGAGAGGACGGUGGGAGUCAAUCCUCAAGAUAGUGAUAACAAUGGUGGGACCAACCCAGCUUCAACUGAUAACGUGAUGGACAGCUCUUAAGAUGAUUUCACGCUGUUGGAUCUCCAUGUUGAAUAAGUAACCAACCGCUAGGUUACUCACCGGGGAGUUCAGUUUCAUAGGGGUAUUUUGCCUUUUGUGCACUUGGGAAAUGGUUCUGGUAACUGCCCCGUGCUGUAGAGUGACUGGCAUUAGUCUAAGUAAAUGAUGUUUGACAAGCUGGAUGGUGGCUCGUAUCUCAGUUCCUUCGCGUUCAACUUCUGCAAUUCAUCCUAUUUUGUUU